Hylaeus volcanicus is the source of this 13446-nucleotide messenger RNA. RefSeq names its product RNA-binding protein MEX3B. Lineage: Eukaryota; Metazoa; Arthropoda; Insecta; Hymenoptera; Colletidae. The record is from RefSeq and is a predicted model, not a curated record. Bases 1084 to 2370 code for a protein of 428 amino acids. Gene Ontology annotation, molecular function: RNA binding. The transcript is spliced from 2 exons.
GCAGUACGUCGCAGUCAGUCGCAGUGGUAACACGAGCGAGAGGGUAGUUGCACGCGCCUGCCUUCGAAAGGAAAGAUCUCGCGGUGAGGGAGAGGUAAAGAGAGAAAGAAGGAACCGAAAGAGAGAGCGCGGCUCCCCUUGCCUCCGUUUUCAGUGCUUCAGUCGCGCGACGACGCUCUCGGACGCUUUAGUCAGUCGGUCGGUGACGAAGCUUCCCAAACGUGAUCACGCGCCGUUACGUUACGUUACGUUACGUUACGUUAACGUCGUCCCAUCGAAGGGAAGAACGAGAGCGAACGAGAGGAAAGAGGACGAACGAACGAAUUAUAAACACGUAUAUCGGUUUAAAGAGACACGUGAAAAUAUAUAAACAGAAAUCACACGAGCAUAACGAGCGCCGACAUUGAAGAUUGUAGGUCGCGCUCUAUAAACUUCUACGAACAGUUCAGACCACAGUGCAAGAUAUUCGAGGAAAGCCGUUUUCGUCGGCUGGGCUUUAAACGCGGUGAAAGAAAGCGCGCGAGUGAGAGAGCGAUCGACGAAAGAAGGACGCGGCGAUCGUGGACGAGACGCGAGAUUACGAGUAGCCCACACGUUUCCAGUGUGCGAACCACACUCACGCCGUGCGUUCGUAUACACGAGAAAGGAACGAAGAAAGACAGAGCGAUCACCGGCGGAGUCAACGAUUUUAUUUUUGUACGGUGCAUCGUCGUUUAUUCCUAAAUACAUUUUCCUCGUGACCGACACGGUUCUCGGUGUGAACGACACUCUAGUCCCUCGUCCGAAAUAAUCGAGUGUGUGGUGUGUACACGCGUGUGUUUCGUUGUUUUCCGAUCGUUUCGACACGGACUCUAUCCACGUGGACGUCUCUGAACAAUUUCACCGUCUCGGCCGAAAAUUCAGCGACCAGCGUAAAAUCGUACAGCAGAAAAACGACAGGUUGUGAGGACGGGUCAGGAGGGUACUUACGAGAGGAGGAAUAGUGAGAAACUGUGUGAUUUACACCCAGUACGAUACACACACACGUGCAUAUACCGAUUGACUUUGUCAGUGCGAUAAAACGCGAAAUUUUGUCGAUCCAAGAUGCCGACGAGUUUGUUCAGCGAAAUGGACCGCGGAGCGAAUGGCGGUGCGGCCGCUUCCCUCGAGGACCAGCGAGCCUUGCAAUUGGCAUUAGAAUUAUCUAUGCUUGGUCUCGAGGGUACUCCCGUGUGUCCAGGGACCGGCACAGGUACCGGAACUGGGACUGCCAACGAUCCAGAUCCAAUGCAAACGACACCAGCAGGCGUUUUCGAGGAAGCGCGUUCUAAGAAGAGCCAGAACAUGACCGAGUGCGUGCCGGUGCCUAGCAGCGAGCACGUGGCAGAGAUCGUCGGCCGACAAGGUUGCAAAAUCAAGGCUCUGCGAGCAAAGACCAACACUUACAUCAAGACGCCGGUGCGCGGCGAGGAGCCUGUGUUCGUGGUAACAGGCCGCAAGGAGGACGUGGCCCGCGCGAAACGCGAGAUCCUCUCAGCUGCUGAGCACUUCUCUCAGAUCCGCGCGUCGCGCAAGAGCUCGCUGGGGGCGCUGCUGGGCGCGCCUCCGGGUCCCCCAGCUUCCGUUCCGGGUCACGUGACGAUUCAGGUACGAGUCCCGUACAGAGUGGUCGGUCUGGUCGUAGGUCCCAAAGGGGCCACCAUCAAGAGAAUCCAGCAUCAGACGCACACCUACAUAGUGACGCCCAGUCGGGACAAGGAGCCCGUGUUCGAGGUUACGGGCCUGCCGGAGAGCGUGGAGGCGGCAAGACGCGAGAUCGAGGCCCACAUCGCCCUGAGAACCGGCACAGGGCCCAGCGCGGACGAGUCCGAGUUGCUCAGCGCGUUGUACCGCGGUGGAUUGAGCUCGAUCCUUGGUUGCAUCGAUCCGCCAUUCUCGAACGGCUCGAACGGCUCGAACGGAUCGAGCGGAGCGUUCUCCAGCAGCGGAAGUUGCAGCAGCUCGUCGAGCAGUUCCGGAGCGGCUGGUCUGAACGAGAUCGUGGCGAUCUGGGGCGCCGGAAUGGAAAGGGACGAGGGUCUUGGCGAAUCGCCGUCGUUCGAGUCGCAGGCAGCGUCGGCGUCCUCGAUCUGGUCGUUCCCCGGCGUCGCGCUUCCCUCGAGGCCAUCGCCACCGGCGUCAACGAGUCCAGCGUCACCCACGGACUCCCUGUUGGGCGGAGGACGACGGGAAUGCGUUGUGUGCGGCGACAAGGAGGUCACCGCCGCCCUGGUACCGUGCGGACACAAUCACUUCUGCCUGGACUGCGGCAACCGAGUCUGCGAGAGCUCCGAUCCCAGCUGCCCGGUCUGCUCCACGCCCGUAUUGCAGGCGCUUCGUAUCUUCUCUUAAACACCCAACACCCGUUACGGAGAGACGAGAGAUCCUGCAGAGGCUCCCUUGCGCCGUGGCGCCUGGUGCACAGCGGCUAUAUAAUACCGAUCGUCGCCAUCGAGAUCAGCUCUUCAACGUCGCCGGCUCAUCCAGGAACGACGGCGCCGGAGAUAAAGAAAACGCCCAUCCCGAAUUUUUCCGUAUACAGCUCGCGUCCCCCGGCGCGUUUUGGCGCGCGUAAUUCCACGGCGACGUCGGGGGAGCGAACGCGCACAAUGUCUCAAUUCCACUGCUGCCAAUAACCUCUUCUUACGCGCCGGGAAUGCCCCGAUAUUAUACGGUCCUUGUCGCGUCGUUCCCGCCGACCGGAUACAACGAAGUCAGCUUUUAGGUUCUACGAGAUAUAUAGAACGAGAGAGAGAGAGAAACAUAGCUCGCUCAUUCAUUGUCAUCGUUUUCAUAUUUUAUCCCUCGAAUACGUAGAGACCGGGCUCGCAGGGUUCAACCAUCGUCCGAAAUGGUGUGUCGGAGCUCGUCGCGUGACGGACCGCUAACCGACCGAUCAUGGUACCACGGGAGAAGGACUACGUUUUACUUGGCCGUUCAUGGUUGCCUUCGAGACCGCCCCGUGGAAAAUGUUCGACCAGAGGCGACUGUUCGUCGAAGGAUUGGACCAAGUUUGGGGCUAUAUCGAUCGCGAUAUGACGUUUCGUAACAUUCCAUUCGUUGGUUGCAUUCGCGAUAUAUUUUCGUAUUUUAUGCUGACAAAUUCCUUUUUCGUCGAAGGCAGCCCGAUUAGUGAAACGGACGAAUUUAUCGAAUUUUUCACGACGAACUUGUUUAGCCAACGCUCUCGUUCCUUGUAUUUGUUUCAUUUAUAUACUAUUGACAAUCCGUAAGAGUUUAAGCUAUCGUAAUGUUUUCAGUAUCUUUGAAUUCUGUCCUUCUCGCCGCGCCGUAUCGACGUCGUGCUGCAAUCGAUAGUCGUAAUUUUCGAUUACGCCCAGUACUCCAUGCAACAUUAUGAAAUACUAUAUCAAAGGUGCUUAGAAACACUGAUAAAUGAAAUUUCUACGAGCUCUAUAUAUUUUUAUUUAGAAAGAAAAAAAAAACGUACCAAUCAUCGUAACGUCCCAUUUAUCGCGCUGAACGAUUAAUGAAAAUUACGAUUUUUACGAUGAGCGCACGAUAGAGACGAGUCGAUUCGCUCUCUCGAUCGCUAGGCUCUCGCGCGGUUCCCGCGACCACGUGACCGUUGACGGAAAGAUGACGACGUGUGAACAGCUGAUCCGCGUCGAGUGACGCCGAGAAGAUUCGAAAGACGAGGGAAAACCGGCGACUAUUCUUAACAUUCGCGAGAAAAUAAAACCCCGAGGAUCGGCAGUAAGAUCGCUCGAUACAUUUUUCCUAUUUGCAGUCUUCGCGGCUGAACUCGUUUCUAGGUUAGGUCACGUGAUCGUGGAACGCGUUCGGUGAUAAUCAAUCAAACAAUUUCGAACCUGGAAAGCAGUACAGGUGACGAAAGCGAAACGGGGGAAUGUCGAGUGUGCAUCCGUCGACGUAGCCUCGGUUGCUUCUCCGCCAAUGUCAGAGCGAAACGAGAUAAUUUUUUGCGUUGAUCGUCUUGGACCAGCGUCGGAAGGUCUGCGAUUCUCUGGUUACUUUUUUACCUCGCAUGGAAAAUGAGAAUAUCCCACGUGGGAAGCGACACCGUCGACGGAUGCAACGGAUAUCAAGGACUUCCGAGACCUGCGAGCUUGUCGCGCAUAACCGCAGCGAACGAUUACCGAAACAAUUAAUUAUACCCACACGGACGCAACUUACGAACACGUUCUCACACACCCAUACAUAUGCAUUUUUACACACGCCACAGGCGGACAGCCGAUCUCAUCGUACAGCCACACUUCACACGAGAGAAGAGAAUAAAAGUAAAAAAAAAAAAAACAAAAAAAAAGUAACACGGGCGAGAGAGGUCACGUGUUCCUCGAUCCGCCGCGAAAACCACUUAGACGAUAGUAUUAUGAAAGGAGAUGAAAAAAAAGAACAACGGCGUGCCCGUUCCACCCAGCCUCCCUCGCUACUAGAGUAUUAUCUUACCUUUAUAUAAGCGACAUAGCAAUUGAAAUAAUAAUAAUAUUAAUAAUAUAUAUAUUAUAUAUAUAAAUAUAAACAUAAAUAAAUAAAUAAAUAAAUAUAUAUAUAUAUUAUAUAUGGUGUCAGGAAAAAGUCUGACGACGAGUAAGAUGGAUAUGAUAUUUUAUCGAGGAGAUUUAGAUUUUGUAUUUUUCGCGCGUUUCGUCGACGGGACGACGGGUGGUCGGGGACGGCUGCGCGCUCACACAUACACACACAGAUACACACACGCACGCGAACACGUACGUACACACACGAACACGAACAAAGGCAAACACACGCCCGGAGACAAAUGAAAUUAUUAUAAGAAUUAUAUAUUAAAGAGGAAAAAAAAACGAAGAGAAAAAACAGAAAAAAAAAACGGCGCUUAAAAAGGGAAACAAAACGUUUUUUGAAGACGGCGCAUCGCGGGAACGCGUGAACCGGCCUCCCAAAACCCGGCUGAAAGAACGAGAACAAGGGAUAGAGAACAGAGCUGGGUCGGCCGUGUAUAUCCCGCCCCCGCGAUCGGGCACGGCCGACUUUCUCCCGUGAAGUGUUGUAUAUUCUUCGAGCUCUAGUAAUAGUCGAGUGACGGAAAGAUGAAAAAAAGAAAAAAGAAAGAAACAAAGCUCUUUCAAAGAAGGACUAAAACGAUGUAUCAUUCACGUAGGGAUCGACGACCCGUAUAUUUAGCUUUUCUUUGAAGAGUCGUAAUUAUAUUCUAUUAUAUUGCAUUAUUAAUAUCUCGCAUAGAUAUAUUGUAUGUCGGACGCUAUAUACGUGUCACCCCUACCGCGCCCUCUCGACAAACGGACGUCGCGCGUCGGUGGAGGAAGGACGACCGUGGUGUUUGAUUUCUUUUUUUUUUUUUAUUUUUAAAUUUCUUCUUGUCCCUCCGCGUUCGGUGUCCCCUUUCCUCUCGUCCUUCCUCGCGGACACGUCCCAUCCGGACGAGACUCGUGAUUUUCGAGACACCGGAGUCGUUCGUUUCAUACCAUGAUACUCGUCCCGCAACUCGAACGAGAGGGUGGCUUGGUACGUGUCUCUAUGUUCUUCUGUGUUCCGUUUUAUUUUUAUUUCUUUUUUUCUUGUUCUUUUCUUUAAAAAAAAAAAAGAAAGGAAAGAAACAAAUCGCAAACUUCUCGUUACCGAAAGGGAGAGAAAGCUGGAUGCAAACGAUCCUCGUCGCCCUCGAGCGUAACGACCGACGCGAUUAGGGGCUCGUUUGGUUGUGUUUGGAUCCUAAAGGAAUGGAAAAAGCCGAGGAAGGAAACUACACUAGUAGCCGUUAAGCAGGAGCCGAAUGGACCGUUCACGUUCCACGGUCCAUGGAAGCUCAUUUUUUUUUUUUUUUAUAUUUAUGCUAACUUCGAUUUUCGAGUUCGGUUUCCUAUAUAUAUAUAUAUUUUUUUUAUAUACAUAUAUAUGUACGUAUUUUACUCGCCCUCUAUUUUUCUUCGUAUUUCUUCUAACUAACUAACUUCCUCCUCUUUGUUUCGUUUCUUUGAAUCGUCGAAACUUCUUGUCAAUCGUUGCCAUUUUUAAACGAAGAUAUGCUCAAGUCGCAGCUCCGAACAAGUCGAGGUGUAUUAUUAAUACAUAUUAUACAUGAAUAUAUAUAUAUAAUAUAUAUAUACAUAUAUAUAUAUUAUAAGCGUCGUCUAGCGUUGACGGUGAUGAUGGGUAAAGAAAGAUGAUAUUUUUUCGAUCGUUCGAGCCGCAGCUCUGUAUAACAGGUGUCUCGGUAGUUUCUCAGCCAGGCUCACCCCCUUCGUUCGUAUAUAUUUUUUAACGAUAUUUUUAUUUUGUUCAUAUAUAUAUAUAUUUUUAUUUUUAAUUAUUUCGUUUUAGGUGUCUCUUCGUUCGCCGUGUGUUUCGUUUCGAACGUUUCCGAUCCCCCUCGCUCCACCCCAGGCCCCGUGACGAUCCCUCCCCCACGGCAACCCUCGUUCCCCCCUCGUGUCGUUCUCUUCGUUCGGAAAAGAGAAAAUGAAAAUGAAAAAGAAAAAAAAAAGUGAAAACUCUUCCUUCUUGUCGUAAACGCGCUCUUACGGAGCAAAGACUAACCUAACCGAUCAACCAGGACUGGUAUUACACACACGACUCGUCGUUGAUACACGUACACGGACAGACGGACAGUCUCUCGCAACGCAUGCAUACGUUUAAUUUUCACUGAUCGCGCGUGCGCACGCGGGCUAGAAAAUGAAUGGAAAAACAUGAUAUAAACCACACGCUCACACCCAAACGUCACACAUAUGCAUGAGAAUCGCGCUACGAUUGCGCACGAGUGUAUAUUAAUAUAUAAUAUAUAUAUAAUAUAUUAUUUGUUACUAUAUUGAAGCAUCACUCAUCUCGGACACACGUACACGCACACGGAACACAUACUUGCACACACACGUGCGAAUACGUAAUAUUUAUGCGAAGGUACGCAAAACAUACACAGGCACACACGUGCAUGCAUAUUAUACGCGGGCUCAAACAUUGAAAGCAGACAAGCGCGAACGCAAUCCAACGUGUAAGACGUACACAUACACGCAUACAUGUACACGCAAAUCGCGCACGUAUAAUUCACACGCACCCGGACAAACACCUUCAUACAUACACUUACACAAACAAAUAAAAAAAAAUCAUAUAUAUAUAUAUAUAUAAUCGACGCUCGAGAGAGAAAGAGAGAGAGGUUUAUUAUAUUUAAGUUCGAGGCAAAGUAAAUUCUAUAUUUUUUCUAUGUUAAGUAUAAAUUAGAGAGAGAGAAAAAAAAGAUGCGUAAAAGGUACGGUGAUGACAUAAACAUAUAUAUUAUAUUAUAUUAUAUUAUUAUAUUAUAUUAUAUAUAUUAUUAUAUUAUUAUUAUAUUAUAUUAUUAUAUUAUAUUAUAUUCUAUAUAUAUAUAUACAUAUAAACUAUAUUUAUAGGUAUUCUCUUUAGCAUCUACGUUCCGAUAUACGAUGAUGCCGCCGCGCGGAUUAUAAUUAAACAGAACAACAACAAUAACAGCAACAACAACAGAAAAAUGAAACAAAAGAAAGAGGAAGAUAGAGAGACAAGCAAAGAAAACCGAGAAAAACGCGAAUCGGCGCGUAUAAGUCUGAUCUGAUUCUCGCCAUUCGAGAUCAGGGGUGGGACGACCGAGACGGGGUUGGAGGGGAAAUCAAGAAAUUACGAGGCGAAGAGGGGAGUUUUCGCUCUCGUUGCGUUUUUUUUUUCUUCAAUUUUUUGACGGAAUUAAUCGGAAAGGAAACGUCACACGCGACACACGGGUUGCAGGCUGGCGGUGAAACGAACUUAGGUUCGACUUAAAAGGGUCCUUAUAAUUCGGUUCGAGAUUCGUCCAAGACUUACCCACGGGUUUGCUCUAUCGUCUCUUUUAUCGAGACGAUCGGAGGGAGAGACGGUUGGCCAAACUCGUGGAUUAAUUUCUGAUAAUCCUCUACUAUGGGGCUACUUAACUCUUUGCGGUACAAGAGACAGAGUUGUUUCGUGACCUUUCGCGCCCGAUGACGAUCGAAAGAAACGAAAGUGACGAGACACGCGACUGCGUGCUCUUGCUAAGUGGUCGCUGACAACUACGCUUGAACGGAUAUCUUCUAGGUGGCGAAUAGAGCCAGCCACCGCGCUGCAAAGAGUUAAUCAUCGCACGCGGGACACAGACAGAAAGUAAAACGCUGAGGGGUGUCUUCACGCUCGCGUCCACGCGCGAAAGUGUCUUUCCGCGGGGCCGUGAACGUAGAAAACGAAAACGGGACGAGGUUUCCCCUGGCGAGACGGGGAACAGGUGUGGAGAAAUCGAAAGGGAAGGAAAGGAGUUGGGUUGAGAUUGCCAGAACUCGGAGCGCGUCUCGGGAAUCGAACAAAACGCCUAGGGGUGUGUGUGUGUGUGUGAAUGAAGAACGGAGAAAGUGCAACCGCGAACCUUGGAAGCGUUUAGAAUCUGGCAAGUGAAAGAAUGGACUUGGCAGAGGAAAACAGACCCCGGCCACCGGAUGUUAAGCUACUCUCAUCGAAUGCUAUCGUAGUCUGACGUUUGGUGUGCUUUCUCUGAAAUCUCUGAAAUUUCUUCAGGAACGCACGAGACCGGGUAACAUUCAGGGUCGAAGUUCCACUUGUCAAACGCUGCAUACCGAAUCUCAAACGUAAAUUUCUCAAGUAAACUGGAGACAGGAGCAUCAAAGCUACCUGGCCAGGUGGAAAAGUUCUCCCGAGUCGAUUCUUUGACUUGCCAAAUCCUCAGCUUCUCGACUAAUAUCCAUUAGCCGCGGCUAUCUUCGAAGCUGCCUUCGAGAGGGGCGUUCGAAGCUCGAUGAUAUUCGAAACUCGCGUCACUGGAGCGUCUGCCGGACGCUUUGGAUUAUCCUUACUUAAGACUACUCGCGGUAUCGACGAACAGCUCGCGGAUAAGCUCGCGAACAGCCUUCUCGAUCGCGCGCGCAGAUCGUUCAACGUUACGCGAUCUUCCCUUCCACCGGAUACGCAAUUCCGGAAGACGAUACUCCUGGCGGUCCCUGGCAGAGACAGGCAAACUUCUUAUCUAGAUAAAAAUGUCAAAUAACGAACAAAAUACGGAAGAAUUGUAUCGGAUUCAGGAACAAAGAAACAUCUUAUUUUGGACUUCGGAACAAAUCAGGCAAGAGAAUUGGAUAAUUACAUUUAUCUUACCUGAUCACUCUGAAGACCAACGAGGAGCUUCUUGACCCUGGUGGUAUAUUCUGAGCAAAGUAGAAACAAGGAAGACCGUGUUCUCCUCCGUUCGCGCAGGGUAUUGAAGAGAAUAAAGUACGCGUUUUUGUGGUCUCGAGGGAUCGUCAAAGAUCGCGUUUACCUUAUUGUUCAAACUGAUACCAAAUUUCGAGAUGAUUCUAUUCGUUACUUGUUCGAUGAAAAUGGCAAUCUGAACUCCGAAAUGAGAUUAUAUUUAUAGAAACUUACUCGAAUAGCUCGGUAGAUCGUUGCGAAUAAGUUGCUGCAAGGUGCACCUAUUCGCGAGUCUUUUGCGUUAAAGUUUGCUCGUCUCUGGCUACCUGUUUCGGCGGCGAGGAGGCAGGCGUGGGAACGCGGCAAGCUUUGUCGAGAACCUCCGCUAGACUUUGGGACGACUCUGCUAGAUAACCACUUAACCGAUUCACGCAGCCUUCACUUUGGCCGAGGUUCCGACAAUCUAAUCGCGACAGAGUCAUCCUCGUCGCUGUGUCUCCUUUAUCCUCGUCAACGUCGUCGCUAUCCUCGUUGUUUCCUCGGUUCCCAUCGUUCUGGUCGCGACGAACACGGAGCACGGGUCCAGCCACGUAAACCACCCAUCGAAAGUACCGGGAACAGUCGCGACAACCGUGAACCCUGUUCUUCCGUUGCACAGGAUCACGCGCUAGGUCGUCAUAUCGCGUAAUCAUCAUUCGCAUCGUCGUUCUUCGAGCGUGCUCGUCGUUGGCUCGCUAUCGACGCGACGCGAGUAGCAUUUCGAGGUUGAACCGGAAGGAAGACGAGAUUUGCAGUGCCAUACGUAAAUCAAAAUGUCUAUACUCGUUUAUCGACGAACAUCGAUUUCUAGUUUACGUUGCCCGUUUAUGUAGUUUGUAUCAUCAGUUGUUCGCGUUUCGAAUACCUCGUUCCAGCGUUGGGCAGAACGUGACGCAUUCUGGGAAGUGACAAGGAUCCGAAGUUGUCCUGAUCCAUGGGAGGAGGUUGAAAGCCAUGGUGGUGUACGUUUUCCUCGCUUUAAUCCUUUGCGAUCCUAUGUCGAGCGAGACUCGACAAAAUUGUACUGGAAUCAGAAAAUUCGGAGUGCAAAGGGUUAAGGAAUGUUUUCAAUGAAUUUUCAUGUAUGGGUCGCGUAAAUGUGCACUGAUAAAUAUUUUAAGCAAUUUGACCUGCGCCACUGUGGUUUGUGACUCUUCGCGCAUGGGACAAGGACUUUCUAGUAAAUUUAGGAACACGGUAACGAUUAACAAAAUUAUUAGACGCUAGCUCUGGAAGAUUAGAAAUUAAAAACAUAAAACUCGUUAAAGCGAUCGAAAGUACUGCCCAACCCUGAUUUGCGUCCCCUACCAUUUUGUUUCCAAGAUGUGUCGCGACUAGGAGGCCGCAGCUUCCUGUAUCGAUGAUCUAGAGUCUACAGUCCAGACGAAAUGUUUGGUAUCGUCGCUGGUAGCAUGAUUUCCUGCCGCGAGACGCGAGCCACCGACGUUGUCUGACCAUUCGGCCCCUUUUUCACUUAACGCCGAGACCGAUUCAGUGGUAGCGGUCGACGAUGUGUCAGACACAGACUAGCACUCAAAACUUGCGGCGUUGUUCUUUUUCUCUCCAAGUGUCUUUCCACUCGAUUUUCUGUUUUUCAUUUUAAGUUGUUUAUGCGCUUUUUCGAGAGAGUUAUUAUAUAAGUAAAUUAUGUAAAUGGUAAAAAUAUAUAUAUAUAUAUAUAUAUAUAUAUAUAUAUAUAUAUAUAUAUAUAUUUUUAUAAAAUAUCUCACCGUAGCGUACCGCAUUAUUGUAUUGUUAUUUAAUCUAUUUUCGUUGUUUUAUAUAUAUAUAUAUAUCUCUCUAUACGAACGAAGUCUUAUUUUUUUAUCGAGCAACACGCAUAACGAAAGAAACAAAAAUUAUGAUGAAUUAUAUUAAAAGUAUAUUGGAAAAUUAAUUAUUGUUUUUAUUAAUCGUUUCUCGCCAGAGUAAGCCCGAAAAGAUACUCGAUUGCAAUUUUAACCUUGUUUUUUCUCUCUCUUUCGCGUUUUCUUGCACGGCAUCGUCUCUCGUAAUAACGAUAAUAUCGUCGCACGGUCGCUGGAGACUCGUAAACGGAACCGAUAUUAAAGCCACAGACGGCGUAGCGUUCGCGUCGCGUCGAGAACGAUUCAAUUUCGUUCGGUGCCGAUAUUUUACGAUCACCGCGGAACCGACCGCGUCGAAUGUGGUUCCAUAUAUCGGUACGAUGCGACAUGGUCUGACACAUUUCGACAAAUCACACAGAACACACGUCGGUGGACCGUUUCCACGCUCUGGACUUCCAGUUGUCGAUCCACGAUACCUUGCGAGGGCGUACUGGCGACUUUUAACGGCGCAGAGUAGUGCUCAUUGGCUCUGUCUGUUGUCUAACGUGACCCAAGAAAAAGAGUCUCUGUAAAGUUCACCGAGGAAAGUGGAAUUUUAACAGCUUGAAUAUCGACCAAUUCGUGGCCGUAUAAGUACCCAAGAAAUAAAUUAAUAACAUAAAUUUCACGCGGUAGGAGAUGAACUCGACCGAGCAGAGUUCGAUAAUCCCUAAUUCGCCCGUGCGCCCCUAGCUUAAAUCGAUACGGGAAUCGCGGCGGUCCUACCCCUCAAACGCAACGAACACUCGUGUAUUUUCCUCCAUUCCCAAACCCUCCCUUCCUCCUACUACCCGAGUGAAUACUUUCGCCACGACGAGCGAGCGAGCAUGCGUGCUGUGUAUCUUCGUAGCGCGUUCGUCUUAGGAGGCAUUUUUACCACUAAAUAACGUAAUGGAUAGAGCGUCUUAAGGUUAACUUAAUCGUAAUCGUAUUAAAGCGUAAUGUUUAAUGAUUAUUAAUAGCCAUUGGCUGUGACCGAUAACUGCCAUUUUCGUAGAAAAAAAAAAGAAAAAAAAGAGGACACGUUCCGAGCGAACAGUCGCCGCGCGACGGGACGAGAACGAUUCGAUAGGUGCGUGUUUAGACAUACACAUACAAAAAAAAAAAAGACACAUUCUCACGUAUAAUACUGACACGCGAGACGAUCCAAGCUAAGGGAAGCUCGCGACGUGAAGAACGAGUCAGGGUGGCGCGUAUCGAGGACGAUCUGACGACGGUGGGCGACUGGGAUGGGCGAAGCAGUUGUACGGAUAAAAAUUUUUUUAACGACGCGUAAGAGAUAAACUAUAUAACAUUUUUAUCCUUUAUUCGACGAUACCAAACUCCGAGUCGAGGGAAAAAAUUCAUAGCGGUGCGUGAGUCAUCUUCUUCUCUCAUCUUGAGGAAGCUUCUCUCUCUCUCUCUCUCUCUCACUUGCACAAGUUCAUAUUUCAACAAUAAGCUUUGACAUCGCUAUGACUUUCGGCCCUUCGAUUAUAUUUUCAAUGAAAUCACACGUUGGACGAAGGAAAAUUUAUGCGAGUAACUGUCCAAUCGAGUAAACGUUGCGAAUGAAUACUGGGUUUUUAUUCGAAGCGGAUUUUGCCCGUCUCUGACGCGAGGUAGGAUUUAGGGAUCGACGUGGAUCACGAAUUCGAGGGUGGCGAGAGACGCUGGCUACUCCCGCGAGUAAGACGGACGGUAAUUACGUAGAUGAUUGACUGCCUCGUCGAUUUCGAUGAUCUUGAAAUUUGUUGUCAAGGUCACUAUUCUGAUCAAUUUUUCUCUAUACGUGUUAUCGCCGCUCGGCCUUGACUUCGAUAAAACAAAAUUUAUUUCAUAUUAAAUUGUACUGUAUUAAAAAUGGGUAUCGAUAUUAGUGUUUUUGUAAGGGGGUAAGCAAAACGAAUGUAGUAUGUCACUAUUCAAAACUUGGGGGAUGUUUUAUUUUUACGCAGGGGAAACAAAUGUUUGAAAUUAUGGCUUUGAACCGACAGUAGGUGAAUGAGCUUGACAACAUAUUUCAAGGUCAUCAAAAUCGGCGAGGUCGUAAGUCGUCUGCAUAAUUAUCAGAUGGACGCUCGAUUUGAGCAUCAACGCACGCUGAACGCUCAUAGGCGUCUCCAGCAGGUUGUCGAUCGCUCGACACGGUAAAGGUCGUCGAAGGGUUAAGGGCGAUCGUUCGGAGGAACUUAAAACGUAAGAUUGACAGGAGGGUGAGACGACGCGCGAGUAAUCGAGAGCAUUGCGAGGACACGUACACCCACACGACGAUACAUAUCUCAAAGAAUAAUAACUAAACAUUAAGGGAGAUUAUAGAAGUUAGUAGACGUCAGAGUAAUAAUGGGAAUCUAAACGAGACGGGAAGAGGGGAGAUGAAGUAAAAAAGAAAAAAAACACAGAAAACGGAUGGAUGAAUUAAGUA